AGAGAGAGAUUGCGUGUGACAUACGUAUAUCGCUAGCCGGAUCUAGCUUCUAUCAUUACUGUGAUUACACCACAUCACGAAGAGACCAAUCAAGACAGAAAGGGAAAAUAGAACUAAGACUUCACGAUGCCGUCGGCGAUUCCAAGCACCAGCAAUACCAACACAGUCACCUUCACUACAACCUCCAAGACUGCCGCCUCCUCCAAGACCCCUUCCCCCAAGACCUCUUCUCCCAAGACUUCUUCUUCUUCUUCUUCUUCUUCUUCUUCUUCUUCUUCUUCUUCUUCUUCUUCUUCUUCUUCUUCUACAUCCCAAUCCACGACCCACCCGGCCAACCGCAAACGAAGCAAAGACAAGAACGGCAGCGCCAGACCCACCACGCCGUCCGCCAACCGGUCGCCCAUCGUGCACAGCCUCUACGAGCCCACGACGCAGAUCUGGCAAUACGUCAUCGCGGACCCGACGACGCUGCACUGCGUGAUCAUCGACCCGGUGCGCGAGCACAGCGCCGAGGAGGUGCAGAUCCACACGACCAACGCCGACGCCCUGCUGAACCUGAUCGCGGCGCGGAGGUACCGCGUCGACCACAUCCUCGAGACCAACGCCUCGCCGCGCCACUCCCGCUCCGCCGCCUGGUACAUGCGCAUGCAGCUGCUGGACUCCCAGGGCUACGCGCCCGGGUACAGCAGUCUCGGCGGCACGGCGAGCGCGCUGGCCCGGCUCUUCGACCGCAAGUACGGGGACAAGGGGCGGCUGGCGCCGCAUGUGGGCGAUGAUUUCGUCGAGUCGGAGAGCGUGGCCGUGGGCAGGAUGCGGAUCUAUGCGAUGGAUCUGCCUGGGUUUAGUACGGAGAAGAGGAGGGUGUACAUCAUCGGCCCGCAUGUCUUCGGUGCGCACGGGGUGGCGAUGGGCACGGAGAUCGCGGAACUGACCAGGGAGGAUGGCACGGUUUUGGGGAUGGCGUCGAGGCAGAGUCGCGAUUCGAGACUUUGGGCGUCGAUUCAGACGGUGCUGUCGAUGCCGGAGACGGUGAAGAUCUUCUUUGACAGUGGGCCUGCGACGGCCUUCGCGGAGGGACCGUUCGAUACCAUCGCGAGGUGUCGUCUGGUCAAUCGCUAUGUCGGUUUGAAUCUUCAGCAGUUCGUCAUCCGGAGGGAGGGCGAGAGGCGCGCGAUCGAGGAUGAGGCGACCCGCGUGCAGGCCAGCGGCCAUGGGAGGAAGAAGAGCAAGGACGAGUUUGGGCUUUGCGAAGAAGAAGUCGCAGAAAUUCGACCGAUCGGUGCGGUAUGAUGAGUGGUCGGACAGGGCACAAUUGAUCGGUGGACGGCAGAUUGCUGUGUAGAGAUAUCGAAGUGGACUUUUUUUCUCUUCUGCCGUGGG
This is a messenger RNA of Dissoconium aciculare CBS 342.82, 1380 nucleotides long. RefSeq lists its product as uncharacterized. The transcript has 2 exons. The coding region runs from base 127 to 1290 and encodes 387 amino acids. NCBI's taxonomy places the organism in Eukaryota, Fungi, Ascomycota, Dothideomycetes, Mycosphaerellales, Dissoconiaceae. The record is from RefSeq and is a predicted model, not a curated record.